This is a messenger RNA of Pediculus humanus corporis (human body louse), 1584 nucleotides long. Its product is annotated as glycosyltransferase, putative. Gene Ontology annotation, cellular component: endoplasmic reticulum membrane. Gene Ontology annotation, biological process: protein N-linked glycosylation. The coding region runs from base 1 to 1584 and encodes 527 amino acids. The record is from RefSeq and is a predicted model, not a curated record. Lineage: Eukaryota; Metazoa; Arthropoda; Insecta; Psocodea; Pediculidae. The transcript has 7 exons. Gene Ontology annotation, molecular function: alpha-1,6-mannosyltransferase activity.
AUGAAGGAAUUGAUGUCGAUGGUGGCUUUUGCCCACUUGCUCUACUGUCCAUAUACAAAAGUCGAAGAAAGUUUUAACGUUCAAGCAAUGCACGAUAUACUUUAUCACAGAUUUAAUUUAUCGGAUUACGAUCACAAAGAAUUUCCCGGAGUCGUACCUAGAACAUUUAUCGGACCGUUAUUCGUAUCAUUAUUAUCUUCACCGUUCGUGAUUCUAUUCAACGCUUUGGGAAUGGGAAAAUUUUGGUCUCAAUAUAUCGUUCGAGGAGCGUUAGGUUUGUGCGUCAUCAUACCUUUCUUUAAAUACCUUAAUUCGAUUGAAUCAUAUUUUGGAAAAUCUUUCACAAAAUGGUAUCUACUCGUGACCAUAUCACAAUACCAUUUUAUGUAUUAUUUGACCAGACCAUUGCCCAACAUAAUGGCCAUGCCUUUGGUUCUUCUUGCUCUUCAUUCGUGGCUUCGUCGACGUCAUCGAAGUUUUAUCAUUUUUUCCGGGGCGUCCAUUAUUUGGUUUCGCGGCGAACUCGCACUUUUCUUCGGUACGAUUUUAAUUUUUGAAUUCAUCAACGGUUGGUUAACAAUAAACAGGUUGAUUAAAGUUGCAGUCCCGGCUGGUUUCAUCCUUCUUUGCACUACAAUUUUAAUAGAUUCAAUUUUUUGGGGAAGAUUAUUGUGGCCAGAGGGUGAAGUUUUAUGGUUCAACACAAUUUUAAACAAAAGCAAAGAUUGGGGAACAUCACCUUUUCUAUGGUAUUUUUAUUCGGCCAUACCUCGUGGAAUGGCAUUUUCUGUUUUCCUAUUACCAGUAGGUUUACUUAACGACACGAAAAUAAUAAAAAUUGUUUUACCAGGUUUUAUAUUUGUUUUUUUAUACUCGUUUUUACCGCAUAAAGAAUUAAGGUUUAUUAUAUAUGCAUUUCCGUUGUUUAAUUUGGCCGUUGCUUCUGCAUGUCAUCAAGCGUGGAACAAUAGGGAAAAAUCAAAAAUUCGAAAAUUAUUCGGUUAUGGAUUUGCUGCUCACAUCGGAUUAAAUUUUAUUUUUACAAUUUUUUUGUUGAACGUGGCAAAAGCUAAUUAUCCGGGAGGGGUCGCCAUUGCUAGAAUUCACAGAUUGGCUUCAUCUAAUGAAAAUGUUACUCUUCACAUUGAUAACUUAUCAGCACAAACGGGCGUUUCGAGAUUUACUCAAAUUUAUUCUAAUUGGAGGUAUGACAAAACGGAAAAUUUAAAAAUUAUAGAAAAUGAAACUCUAUUGGAAUUUUCACACAUGCUCGUAGAAGCCAAAAGCAAAUAUUCGUUGAAUUUAAAACCUUUUAGAAAAACUUACGACAUAUUGGAAUCCAUCGAAGGUUUUUCUCAAAUACAUUUAAAUUAUAAUAUGUUUCCACCGAUUCAAAUAAAAACCAAACCCAUGAUAUUCAUAUUGAAACGGAAAAAUGAAAAAACAUUGAAAACGUUAGAAAACAUGGGAAAAAAAUUAAAUUUGAAAAAAAGAAAUGAAACGGAUGAAGGGGUUGAAACGUUGGAAAAAUUUGAAAAAAAUGUAGAAGAAAUAAAAAAUGAUAAAAACGACGUUGUUUCAUGA